Penicillium lagena is the source of this 408-nucleotide messenger RNA. RefSeq lists its product as uncharacterized. Bases 1 to 408 code for a protein of 135 amino acids. Lineage: Eukaryota; Fungi; Ascomycota; Eurotiomycetes; Eurotiales; Aspergillaceae. The transcript has a single exon. The record is from RefSeq and is a predicted model, not a curated record.
AUGGCCGACGACGAAACACAACGCGUCGCAGAUGUUGAUGCCGUGUUGUCUACGUUCCAGAUGUUUCUUGACGGCAUUCGGGAUCGGGACAAGAAUCGCAUGCUCUCCCUUGUGUUGCCGACUGGGGGUGCCACGCUCUCACGCUCCCCAGACACUUUGAUUCUCACCCUGGCUGAGGUCGUUGAACGAAUCCCAUUUGAUGGAUCGGCUAGGGUCCUCGAGGAAGUUAUCUAUGAUCCAGAAGUCAAGAUCGACCACGAUAUUGCAAUGAUCUGGGCGCCGUACAAAUUCUACAUCGACGGGGAGAUCCAUCACGUGGGCACGAAUAUCGUAUCUUUGUUGAAACGAGAGGGUGUAUGGAAAAUCAGUUGUGUAGCUGAUAACAGUCGACAGCCUUCACCUAAGUAA